Molecule: messenger RNA, 1967 nt
Organism: Uloborus diversus
Lineage: Eukaryota; Metazoa; Arthropoda; Arachnida; Araneae; Uloboridae
Product: arylsulfatase B-like
Exons: 11
Coding region: 133-1800 (555 amino acids)
Source: RefSeq, a predicted model, not a curated record
GUUCAUAUUCAGACGAUGAUUUACAGAUGAAAUUUGUUGCAGGUAUGUUUGUACGCGAUUUACCUAAAUUUACCGUUAAAGAUUUUCCCAGUUUUAGUCUUGAUGGAUGGAUUCAAAUAGAGUUCCAACGCCAUGGGGACUUUUUGGAAAGUCCUCUGUCUAUUGACAUUCAUUUCGACGGCUACCUCAAAGUUGCCACGGAAGCCUCAUAUUGUGUUCAUGAUUGUUGAUGACCUUGGUUGGAGUGACGUCUCCUUCCAUGGUUCCAAGCAAAUACCUACACCAAAUAUUGAUGCUAUUGCGAGAGACGGAAUAAUUUUGAAUAAUUAUUAUGUUUCUCCCACCUGUUCUCCGUCGAGAGGGUCAUUAAUGACCGGAAAAUAUCCUCUUCGUCUUGGUUUCCAACACGAAGUGAUAAUAGCUAAUACUCCUUGGGGAUUACCUUUGGAAGAAAAGAUUUUACCUCAGUAUAUGAAGUCGCUGAAAUACACGACGCGCGGAAUCGGAAAGUGGCAUUUAGGAUUCUUCAAAGAAGAUUACCUUCCCAUGAAGAGAGGUUUCGAUUCGUUCUUCGGAUAUUGGACUGGAGUGGAGGACUAUUUCACUCAUUUUUCAAAUACGCGAAAUGCCACCGGACUUGAUUUGCAUGACAACUUCAAAAAUGCUUGGGAAUAUAAUGGUACCUACGGAACAGAAUUGUUUACGGCAAAAGCAAAAGAAGUGAUUAUGGAACAUAAUCCAGCGAAGCCGCUUUUUCUUUACAUUGGACAGCAAGCUCCACACAGUGGAAAUUUUGAUAAGCCUCUACAAGUACCGGAAAAAUAUGUGAAACCUCUUGUAGGUAUUGCUGACGAAAAAAGACGGACAUUUGCAGGAAUGGUUUCAGCACUCGAUCACUCAGUUGGAGAAAUAUUUGAUGCUUUAGAGAAAUCCCGCAUGCUUGAGAACACAAUUUUUGUUUUCACAACGGAUAACGGAGGAGCAGUUGAAGGUACAGAUGGUUCUUAUGGCUCAAACUGGCCAUUGAGAGGUAGCAAAUACAAUCUUUGGGAAGGCGGAGUGAGAGGGGUAUCCUUCAUGUGGAGCCCUUUUCUUAGACAUCGAAGUCGAGUUUAUAAUGAACUGAUGCAUAUCAGUGACUGGUUGCCUACAUUGUUAUCUGCUGCAGGGGGAGCAGAGAUAGUGAAGUCCCUGAAAGGGAUAGACGGAGUUGAUCAAUGGCCAUCCUUAGUACAUAAUGCACCGUCGCCGAGACACGAAAUUCUUCACAACAUUGAUCCAAUUGAUGAUGUGGAAGGGAUUCGAGUGCAUAAUUUCAAGUUGGUCAAAGGCAGUUAUUACAAGGGACGCUUUGAUGGAUGGUAUGACAAGAAUGGGAAGCCCAUAAAAGAUGUUGUUCCUAUAGAGUCGAAAGUACUACUUAAGCUAUACAAAAGGAAUUACAAAAAAUAUUUAAAGAGAUCCAAAGCAGCUCGAAUAUUAUGGAGAAAAUACCGAAAAGAUCCUCGCUUAGCCUACGCAUGUCUUGUUCCGGGAUGUAAUGAAUUACUGCAAGUAAAAUGCGGAUCGUUGCCUCCAAGCGUCGAUACCUGUAAGCCCGAAGAAGGACCGUGCCUUUUCGACGUGCAUAAUGAUCCUUGCGAAUUCUACAAUAUCGCAGACCAACUUCCGGAGGUUGUAGCUCAGCUACAAACGUCUAUGAACAAGUACAAAGCUAUUGCAAAAGAUCCAGCUGGUGUGCCACCUGACCAUGCUGCCGAUCCAAAAUUACACGGGAAUGCGUGGAUGCCUUGGAAAUAGAAAUAUCACUUCAAUAACACGAAGUUACAUUAUUUUACUUAUUCAGUUUCGCAACAGUAACCACACAAUGGCUUUAUUAUUUAACAAAUUAAAACAUGGACUACAUUGUUUCAACUAAGUUUUAAGUUCAAUGUACAUCGAUUUACUAAUAAAAUACACGUCUAGAG